This is a messenger RNA of Momordica charantia (bitter melon), 826 nucleotides long. RefSeq names its product SKP1-like protein 1A. The record is from RefSeq and is a predicted model, not a curated record. NCBI's taxonomy places the organism in Eukaryota, Viridiplantae, Streptophyta, Magnoliopsida, Cucurbitales, Cucurbitaceae. Gene Ontology annotation, biological process: ubiquitin-dependent protein catabolic process.
GGUAAUGGGUGAUUAUAUUCAAACCCAUUCUGUGGUGAGUUUCCGUUUUGUUCCACAACUUCUCUGGUUUUGGAGACCUCGCCGAAUCCUCCACAAUCGAAAUACGCGCACCAUCAUCAUGUCUUCAGCAAGGAAGAUCACCUUGAAGAGCUCCGAUGGCGAGAUCUUCGAGGUCGACGAAGCGGUGGCCUUGGAGUCGCAGACCAUCAAGCACAUGAUCGAAGACGAUUGCGCCGACAGUGGAAUACCCCUCCCUAACGUAAACAGCAAGAUCCUCUCCAAGGUCAUCGAGUACUGCAAGAAGCACGUCGAGUCCCCCAAGCCCGAGGACCGCGCCGCCUCUGUCGACGACGACCUCAAGACUUGGGACACCGAAUUCGUCAAAGUCGACCAGGCCACCCUUUUCGAUCUCAUCUUGGCUGCAAACUAUCUCAAUAUCAAAAGCUUGCUAGAUUUGACUUGUCAGACAGUGGCAGACAUGAUCAAGGGGAAGACUCCUGAGGAGAUCCGCAAGACAUUUAACAUCAAGAAUGACUUUACACCCGAGGAAGAGGAGGAGGUUCGUAGGGAGAAUCAGUGGGCCUUUGAGUAAAACAAAAAAAAUAAACGAGCGAAACGCUUGUAUGUUACUUUCUCUUGUUGCAUGGUAACGUUUGAUCUUUGUUCUACCUGUGUUAUGCUAAACCUUGUGAUGUCGGUUGGGUGUUUACUUCAUUCUACAAUCUGUUAUAUUAUUUCAUCCAACUUAACUGACUUCGGCAUUUUUUUAAUACAAGAUGAACUCGUGGAGCACCCUUGUCUUCACAAUUGUUCCAUGAAUUGUUUA